Brassica oleracea var. oleracea is the source of this 770-nucleotide messenger RNA. RefSeq lists its product as uncharacterized. The transcript has a single exon. The coding region runs from base 38 to 634 and encodes 198 amino acids. The record is from RefSeq and is a predicted model, not a curated record. Lineage: Eukaryota; Viridiplantae; Streptophyta; Magnoliopsida; Brassicales; Brassicaceae.
UUCACUUGUAAAAAUCAGAGAGAAAAAGACCAGAGAGAUGAAUCGAAUAAAACCUGAGUUUAUGAAGAAACUGACCAAGUUCAUAGUGAUUUCGAUAUGGGUUUCAUCUCUUUUAAUCACUCACAACUUCUAUUUAUGUAAACUCACAAUUCAACUCGUAACACACGCGGUAGAUAAGAUGUACAUGUUUCUCGUCUGCAAUGGUCUCUUAGUGUUUGUCGCUAAGUACUCUGGUUUAAUAUCUUCAUCAAAACCUGUAGAGGAAAGCUGGAGCAACACCGAUCAAACCUUUGAUCACAGAGACUUUGAUAGUUACGAUGCGACGUUGGAGCUAGAGUACUACUCUGAUCAUGAUAGAGGAACAAUGACUUUUCUUGCAGAGGAAGUUAGUACACAAGACCAAGAAACCGAAGAAGAGAAGGAAGAUGAAGAUGAAGAUGAAGAAUCUGAAGAGACAUUAGAAACUAAUGGUGGUCUAGAGGAAGAGUGUGAUAUUCAAGGCAAAUUUAAAGAAGAGGAAGAUAAUGUGGGAGUGGUGAUGGAGGAAGAUAUGAACAAGAAGUUCGAUGAGUUCAUUAGAAAGAUGAAGGAAGAGCUUAGACUCGAAGCUAAACAGCAUCUAAUCCUUGUUUGAUUUCUUAUUAAUUAGCUAUGUUUAAGCUUAAUUAGGCGUGCGCAAUAAGUUCUCAGAGAGCGAAGUUUUUUCUAGCCUCUUCUUCACGUCACGUGUACUUUUUAGCAUCUAUUUUAAUGGAAUCUUGUUUUAUACA